AUGCAUUUAAGAAAAAUGCUUGGAAUUACUUUUUUCCUUUUCGUUGCAACAACUGUCUACAAUCCAUUUGUCCACAUAUUCUAUCAGAUUUUCCACACAAACCCACAGAUCCGGAUUACAACGAAAGACAGUCACGUGAUUCCAAAGACGGAACCUUAUUGGGUCGAAGUAAAAACGGAUCGAAACAUAAACCAGAUGACUGCUGAAUUAAGUGACGUAGUUCAGGAAAAAGACAUGGAAGAAAACAUGUUAGUGUCCACCUCUUUACCGGAAAAGUACAUUUGCUUUCGUUCGGACGAAGAAUGGCCAAAUAGAAUGUUCAUGCUUGCAUCCAGUUACGGAAUUGCAAAACGCUUUAAUAUGACUGUCAUCACAAAGCCAGAUAUACUGCCAUUUUUUGAAAUGGAUGUUACAAAUUCGCUUAUACGUUUCCUGAAUGACACAAGCAUUUGUAAAAAGGCCACCAUAUUCAGAGAGUUGAAGGCAGAUAGAUUUGACGAUCGAAUUCUCAAGUUCAAGUCCAAACCCCAAAUUUAUAUGGACGGAUUCUUUCAGUCAUGGAAAUACUUUGCAAACGCGGAAAUGGAACUUAGGGCUCUCUUUCAAUUUGAUGAAUGGUUGGUUUACAGGGCAGAAGAAAAGUUGGAAUCGAUCAAAAACGACAUCUAUCUAGCUCAGCAAGAACCGAAGGAUUUGAUUUUUGUUGGCAUUCAUAUGCAGAGAAAGAGAUUUGCGAAAAACGGGACGGAGACUAUGGCUUCCAAAAGUUACUUCUAUAACGCUAUGAAAUUCUUCGUUGUUCAUUUCAACCAUGUCAUCUUUGUCGCCUGUUCGGACACUCCAGGUUUGGCCGAAGAAAAUCUACCCGAGUUCGUCCAUUUUGUGCAUAACACUGACCCAGUGUUUCAGAUGUGUCUCUUGACCAGGUGCAAUCAUACAAUCAUGUCGCCUGGGGCAUUCGAAUGGUGGGCAUCUUGGUUGGCUGAUGGAAUUACGACUUACUUUCAAUCACCUGUAAAAGAAAAAGAGAUCAAACAAGAAGAAUUCAAUACUAGUAUGAGCGAUUAUUAUUGGCCCAACUGGAUACCCAUAUUUGCGUAA
Molecule: messenger RNA, 1101 nt
Organism: Acanthosepion pharaonis
Lineage: Eukaryota; Metazoa; Mollusca; Cephalopoda; Sepiida; Sepiidae
Source: the annotation of a GenBank genome assembly